CUUGAAAACUCGAUUAGGAGCGGAGCGCAGAUUGUAGGAUUUGUAGCUAGCUCAACGCCGUCCUCCGUCAACCCUUUCACUGUUUCCGCUCUGCUAAACCAAGUAUGGGACUUUCCAAGGAACAGCUGCUCGCUCGCUUAAAGGAGCUUCAGAUUGAAUUUUCCCAGUAUGAUCACCCUGUUGUUUUGACAGUUGAGGCUCAGGAAAAAUAUGUUGGGCAUCUGGGAGGUGGAGUCAGUAAGAAUUUGUUCUUAAAGGAUAAGAAGAGUAGGUUCUAUAUUGUUUCCGCUUUGGCAGAUACUAAAGUAGAUCUGAAAGUUCUAUCUGUGAGGCUCGGUUUGGGAAAAGGUGGCUUGAGAAUGGCUCCUGAAGAAGCACUGGGAGAAAUACUUCAGGUCCCACUGGGUUGUGUUACUCCUUUGUCACUGGUGAACGAGUCUGCGUGCAAUGUCUCUCUGCUGUUGGAUCAAAGAUUUAAAAGUCAGAAGUUUUGCUUCUUUCACCCUAUAUCGAAUGACAUGUCAAUCUCACUAACCACCGAUGGUCUUGACAAGUUUCUGAAGUCAAUUAAGAGAGACCCCUCAUAUGUUGAUUUGGAGGCUAACCCAUCAGUUGGGAAGGACCAACCUCCGGACCUUGCAGCGCUUGUGCCAUCGAGCACUGUAAUGUUGCCGGAUCACCCAGAGACAGCAGCAGUUUCCUCGAAAGUUCCUGCAGAAAACAAAGUUUCUGCAAGCAACAAGCCCACAAAAAGUGCAGUGAGCACCAAGCCAUCCAUUAGUGCUAAAGGUCCCCAGGACAAACCAGCCAACAUAACAGAUGUUUGGAAAUUUGUUGAAGGUUUACUGGACUCAACAUCUUCUUUAUUGCUGGAAGAGAUUACAGAGAAGAAUUUUAAGGAACAUGGAGAAAAGCUUGGGGAAAUGAUAUCAAACAGAUUAAAAACUAAAUUAGCUGCAGAAAUGCAGAACUCAGUUAUGAUUUUCAAAAAUACUGCGUACACGGAAGGGUUCCAUGCUGGGACGCACUGUCAUUCAAAACAUUCUUUCUGAUUUCUUCUUCCCUUCCUAUUUCCUUCAAGACGUAGUGCAGAAACCAAAAAUCUAUGUGGCUCUCAAUUAAUGCCAAUCUAUUUAAAGCAAUGUGCUUAAUUCGCAGGCAUAUUCUGACAUUUGAAUGAUCCGAUAGAGAGGUACUAAUUGGUAAUACUUUUGAUUGCGUCAUUUGAGGAACCUGUUGA
Molecule: messenger RNA, 1240 nt
Organism: Argentina anserina (silverweed cinquefoil)
Lineage: Eukaryota; Viridiplantae; Streptophyta; Magnoliopsida; Rosales; Rosaceae
Exons: 12
Coding region: 105-1052 (315 amino acids)
Molecular function (GO): aminoacyl-tRNA deacylase activity
Source: RefSeq, a predicted model, not a curated record